Molecule: messenger RNA, 723 nt
Organism: Hibiscus syriacus
Lineage: Eukaryota; Viridiplantae; Streptophyta; Magnoliopsida; Malvales; Malvaceae
Product: probable NAD(P)H dehydrogenase (quinone) FQR1-like 1
Exons: 4
Coding region: 1-612 (203 amino acids)
Molecular function (GO): NAD(P)H dehydrogenase (quinone) activity; FMN binding
Source: RefSeq, a predicted model, not a curated record
AUGGUUGCCAAAGUCUACAUUGUUUACUAUUCCUUGUAUGGACAUGUUGAGAAGCUUGCCCAAGAGAUUAAGAAAGGAGCUGACUCCGUUGAGGGAGUAGAAGCCAAAAUUUGGCAGGUACGGGAGACACUACCAGAGGAAGUUCUCGGAAAAAUGCAUGCACCACCAAAGACCGAUGCUCCCAUCAUUACCCCGGAAGACCUCGCCGAGGCCGAUGGUGUGCUUUUCGGCUUUCCGACUAGAUUCGGUAUGAUGCCUGCCCAGUUCAAGGCCUUUCUGGACUCAACCGGUGGUCUAUGGAGAACACAAGCCCUUGCCGGCAAACCAGCCGGGCUUUUCUACAGCACCAGCGCCCAAGGAAGUGGACAAGAGACUACUGCCCUAACUGCAAUCACGCAACUUGUUCACCAUGGUAUGGUUUUUGUGCCCAUUGGAUAUACCUUUGGUGCUGGUAUGUUUGAGAUGGAGCAAGUGAAGGGUGGAAGCCCUUACGGUGCCGGAACUUUGGCCGGGGAUGGCUCGAGACAGCCAACUGAGCUCGAGCUAGCACAGGCUUUCCACCAGGGGAAGUAUUUUGCCGCCUUUGCAAAGAAGCUCAAGGGAUCAGCUUGAUGAUCAACUUGUUCACACGUAUUUGUUUUAUCAUUUUCAUUUUGCUUGUUUGAGAUCUGGAUCUCCAUAGAAUAAAUUAUAUGCUUGGUUGGGGAUGGAUUUGUUAUCACA